AUUAUUGCAACUGCUCGUGUCACGGUUCUUUCCCUGACGAGGCGGGCCCACCUAAGGUGGGACCCACGUGUCAGUGUCUCGAAAAGUUAUAAAUGAACGUUACACCGAAGACGCACGGGUCAAACGCUCCUCACCACUCACCCUUCUCUCCCCUCUCGGUUUCGCCCUCUCCCCCUCCUCGCGAUCUCUUUUGAAACCCUAGAUUCGUAUUCUAGGGUUAGGGUUUCCAUUGGGUCGAAACCCUCUCUACGAUCCCCCCGUUCAUGGCGUCGUACCGACCCUUCCCCCCUCCUCCGCCGCCGCAAUCGUUCCCCCCGCCGCCGUUCCGUCCCCGGCGGCGCCGCCUCAGAACCCCUCCCUCCGAGCAGCAGCAGCAGCAGCAGUACGGGUAUGGAUCGACUCUACCGCCGCCGCCUCCGCCGCCGCCAUCUGUGGGAUCGCAGCAACCUCCGCCGCCUCCUUACUACCAAUCCUCGCAAUUUCCUCCUCCUUACGAACAGCAGCCGCCGCCGCCGCCUCCCCCGCCUUCGUCCCCUCCCCCGAACCCUCCCCCCGCUCCCCCUCCCUCGGCCCCGCCUCCACCUCCUCCGGCGCUCUCCACCCAGCGGACCCAUCAUCAUCAUCAUCACAACCCUAAUUCCAAAGAACCCUCCGCUGCCGCCGCUCCCAGGCAGCAAAAGCCCGUCGCACCGGCCUCCGGGAAGCCUUCGGCGUAUCCGCAUGGGCAAUCGGGGCCGGUGGAGACGGAAGAAGAGAGGAGGAUGAGGAAGAAGAGGGAGUACGAGAAGCAGAAGCAGGAGGAGAGGAGGCAGCAGCUUAUGCUGAAGCAGUCGCAGGCGACUGUUGCGCAUAAGACACAGAUGAGGCCGCAGCACGGCUCGAUGGCGGGGUCGCGGAUGGCGACCGCUCCUUUCUUGGGCGGGGAUAGGGUCAUGAACCGGCUGAAGAAGCCCACCACAUUCAUCUGCAAGAUGAAGUUUAGGAAUGAAUUGCCAGAUCCAACAGCGCAACCAAAAUUACUAGCCCUCAAUACCGAUAAAGACAGAUAUACAAAAUACACUAUAACAUCAUUGGAGAAACUGUACAAGCCCAAACUCUAUCCUGAGCAAGAUCUUGGGAUACCUCUUGACCUAUUGGAUAUCAGUAUAUACAAUCCUCCUCCUAUAUACUCUCCCAUAACUCCAGAAGAUGAAGAACUGUUGCGUGAUGAUGAAGUAGUGACCCCUAUUAAGCAAGAUGGUAUAAGAAGAAAGGAGCGGCCUAGUGAUAUAGGUGUUUCAUGGUUGGUCAAGACUCAGUACAUUUCUCCAAUUAGUAUGGACGAAGCCAAAAUGUCAAUAACUGAAAAACAAGCAAAGGAAAUGCGUGAAACUAAAGAGGGUCGUAAUUCUUUCUUGGAGAAUCUUAACAGCAGGGAAAAGCAAAUACAGGCCAUUGAAGAAUCUUUCAAAGCGGCCAAGUUGCCACCUGUUCAUCAAACUAAACCUGCUAUGGAAGCCGAGUGGGUUCAGCCUUUGUUACCUGAUUUUGAUAGGUAUGAUGAUCGGUUUGUUAUGGUAACUUUUGAUGGAGAGCCUACUGUUGAUUCAGAGCAGUACAACAAGCUGGAGAGUUCUGUUCGUGACGAGUAUGAAUCACAAGCUUUAAUGAAGAGUUUCGUAGUUAAUGGUUCAGAUCCUGCAAAACCAGAGAAGUUUUUGGCAUAUAUGGUACCUGCACCUGAAGAGAUAACCAAGGAUGUGUAUGAUGAAAAUGAAGAGCUGUCAUACUCAUGGAUCAGAGAAUAUCAUUGGGAUGUAAGGGGUGAUGAUGCUGAUGACCCAACUACAUACCUCAUGACAUUUGGUGAUGGAGCUGCGAGAUAUUUGCCUCUUCCUACAAAACUUGUUUUGCAAAAGAAGAAGGCAAAAGAAGGCAGGUCUGGGGACGACGUAGAACAUUUUCCAGUGCCCUCAAGAAUUACUGUGAGGAGGAAAUCAGCUGUUGCUGUUAUAGAAAAUAAGGAGCUUGAAGAAAUAUCUAGAAAACAUGAAAAAGCAGAUGAUCGAAAUUCAAAGCGGCAAAGAUCUUUUGAUGAUGAUGACGACAUGGAAAGACAGCAUAAAUAUAUGCAUACAGAUGGAGAUCAGUUCAGUGGGGAGGAUGACAUGUCCGAUUAAUAAAAAAGAAAAAGGAAGCAAUGCAUCAAUGUUACCUGACGCAAGAAACGUCGAACCGGCACAGAGAAUUAUCCAAAAUUCUCUGAUAUUUGAAGACAAUGCUGGAAUUAUACCAGCCAACAGCAGUAUAACUGCAUGGUGCGCCGGGCUGGUGGUAGUUUUUCCUCGGCUUUAACGUGCCAGUUGCAAAGAGCUCUUUUAGUUGCAAUAGUUAGCUGAUGUGGCCUUGAGUGAAAACAAGGCCCUAAUGUCUCUAAUCCAUGAGUUUAUCUUUGCAAUAUUCAGUUUAUUUUUUAAUGGUUUAUGCCCUUUGAUUUUGUUUUAAUGGUGAAUAUGUGUAAGUUUGACGAAAUUUUGGAGCCCAGUGUAGAGAUAUAAAAGGUGCAGACCCUAUGAAUCUGUGUCAAGCUGCUCCUAUUUUGAGAUGGAGAUGUAAUGCUACAUUUGCUAUAUUGGUUACGCAUUAAAAGGGAUUUUUAUAAGAUAAAUGAUGGAUUCAGUGUUGGAAAAAA
Molecule: messenger RNA, 2671 nt
Organism: Ananas comosus (pineapple)
Lineage: Eukaryota; Viridiplantae; Streptophyta; Magnoliopsida; Poales; Bromeliaceae
Product: protein PAF1 homolog
Exons: 13
Coding region: 264-2159 (631 amino acids)
Biological process (GO): transcription elongation by RNA polymerase II
Cellular component (GO): Cdc73/Paf1 complex
Molecular function (GO): RNA polymerase II complex binding; chromatin binding
Source: RefSeq, a predicted model, not a curated record